This is a messenger RNA of Racocetra fulgida, 271 nucleotides long. Lineage: Eukaryota; Fungi; Glomeromycota; Glomeromycetes; Diversisporales; Gigasporaceae. The record is from the annotation of a GenBank genome assembly.
AUUCACAAUAUAUUUUUACUAUUGAGCAUAACCGUCAUAGGGAAGAAAUAAUAGAUCAUGAACUUGUUACAACCGUUGAAAUAGAAGAAGAGGAGUCAUUUACAGAACAAAAACAUGAAAGUUAUUUUGAUACAGAUCUUGAAAGCGAACAAGCUGGUGAAACCAGUAAAAAGGCUCGUGAAAGAGGUGAAAAAAUAAAAGGAGCCAGGAAGGCCGGAGAGGCCAAGGAGACAGAAGUAGAAAAAAUGAUCAAAAAAAUAAAACAUUUGGG